Lepidothrix coronata (blue-crowned manakin) is the source of this 1515-nucleotide messenger RNA. It is a transcript of the gene PNPLA1, whose product is annotated as patatin like phospholipase domain containing 1. Gene Ontology annotation, biological process: lipid homeostasis; triglyceride catabolic process. The transcript has 8 exons. Bases 391 to 1515 code for a protein of 374 amino acids. NCBI's taxonomy places the organism in Eukaryota, Metazoa, Chordata, Aves, Passeriformes, Pipridae. Gene Ontology annotation, cellular component: lipid droplet; membrane; cytoplasm. Gene Ontology annotation, molecular function: triacylglycerol lipase activity. The record is from RefSeq and is a predicted model, not a curated record.
AGAGGAAUUUUUGCACGGAUGUUUCCAAUUGUGCCGGGCACAGGAACAUCAGAACUAUCUCUGGGAGAGCUCCUGGGGCACUGCAGACCCCUCGGAAUGAGAGGGGAGCCUUGACUCAGCCCUGAGCAUCAGCCUGGCUGUGGUUGAGGAUUAUAAGAGCUGUUUUGAUCAGGGGAAAAUUUCUGUUUUUAGCACAGGCAGCAAUUAAAAUAGCUCAGGAAUCUCAACGCCUCGGGGAGCUGUCAUAAAAGGAGGCAGAAAAACCAUCUUCUGGACUCCUCUGCACCAGAGAUGAGCCUGGAGGGAGCAGAGCAGAAGAGAGCCUGAGUUUCACCUGGUGAAAAAGGACAGCCCGAGACACCGAGGCGGACCCAGCGCUUGGAUCCCGGGAUGGCUGUGGAGGAUCUCCGGGCUCCGAGCACCCCUUUCUCGCUCUCCUUCUCGGGCAGUGGUUUCCUGGCCCUGUACCAGGUUGGGGUGGUGCAGUCCCUCCUGGAACUGGCUCCCGAGCUCCUCAAAUCUGCGUGCAAGGUCUAUGGGUCAUCAGCGGGGUCCCUGAUCGCCGCCGCCGUCGUGUGCGGGAUCGGGCUGGAUGACCUGAAGGAAUUUUUCUUUGCCCUGGCAGCAGAAGUCAGGAAAACCAUCCUGGGCCCCCUCUCUCCCAAGUGCAGCUUGCUGGCCAAUAUCAAGGCUGUUCUGCAGCGAAUGCUCCCAGAGGAUUCCUACCAGCUGGCUUCAGGGAGGCUGCACAUCUCACUCACACGGGUGGCAGAUGGCCAGAAUGUCAUGGCCUCGGAGUUCAGCUCCAAAGAGGAGCUCAUUCAGGCUCUCCUCUGCAGCUGCUUCCUUCCUAUUUACUGUGGAUUCAUCCCUCCAUCCUACCGAGGAGUGCGCUACGUGGACGGGGGGUUCACCGGCCUGCAGCCCGUGUCCAGCCUGGAGGAGCCCGUGAUCACCGUGUCCCCCUUCACCGGAGAGCUCGACAUCUGCCCCCGGGACUGUCCUGCCAUCUUCUUCUGCUUCCAGAUCUUCAAUGGCAGCGUCCAGAUCUCCAUAGAGAACCUCUGCAGGAUCAGCUACGCUCUCUUCCCACCCAGCACCAUGGUCUUGAACGACAUUUUCUCCCAGGGGUACCAGGACACUGCCCUUUUCCUGUACAGGAACAAUGCCUUUGGAUUCAACUACUUCGAUGGCAAUUUCCGCUUCGGCAGCACCUGUGGGAAAAACAACUCCACCCAAUCCAAGGGGACACACCCCGGCCUGUACAGGAGGAUCCCCGAGAGCCUGACUCCUUACUUCCUGCCAGGCUUGUGGAAGAAGGAGCAGAUGAAUGGACUGCAGGAUCCCCUGGCCAGGAUCCUGUUGCAGCCAUACAGGCUUCCAGCUUUAUUCAGGAAGGGGGUGAAGAAGGUGUGGGGGCUGCUGGAAGGUGUCACCUCCCUGGUACAAGGACUCCAUAAACUCCUCCAAACCUUGGUGCCUGGUUUGCCCAAGAGAGCCGUGGACAGGAGGUGA